Molecule: messenger RNA, 3078 nt
Organism: Medioppia subpectinata
Lineage: Eukaryota; Metazoa; Arthropoda; Arachnida; Sarcoptiformes; Oppiidae
Source: the annotation of a GenBank genome assembly
AUGGAUGACAACAACCAACACGUGUUUGAGAGCCCAGUCUUCAGGUGUGGAGUCACUGACUGUCAGAUGAUAUUCACAUCAAAACAGCAUUUGUUUCAACACUUGGAUCAACACAUGAAUGAUCUCCACUUGGGAUCAGAUGUCAAACAAGAACCCGAAGAUAAUUGUGUGGAACCGAUGGAUAUGGAAAUGCAGACACUAUUGAACACCACUUCAAAGCCAUCGACAUCUCAAUCAUCACAAGAGAUGGUAAACAAAGACAUGAAUGGGAAGAGUAGUGAAGACUCGAUGGAAAUGACAUCAAAACAAUCGAUGUCUGAAUUCUUGAGACAAAAUAAGUCCGAAAGAGAGAAAUGUUUUGAUAGGACUUUUAAUGCAUUCAUUUGUCCCAUAAAUAAGUUCCACAAGAGUUUCCAAAAGGAUCAACACUUUCAGCAACAUUUGCAGAGGACUCAUACCACAAGACAAUACAUCUGCACUCAUGAGGGCUGUGGUAAAGGCUUUAAUACAGCGGACAUUUUGAAGAGACAUCAAGUGAUUCACAAAGAUAUCAAAUCAUUUCAUUGUCCACACAAUGGCUGUCAAUACAAAGCCAGUUGUGAGGAAUAUUUGAAACUACAUCUGAAGAGACAUUCAACGGGUAAAGUCUUGAGAUGUGAUAUCAAUGGAUGUGAUUAUCACACCUUUAAUAACGAUUAUUUGUUGCAACACAUGAAAACAAAGCACAACAUAAUUAAAUCAUAUAAAUGUCAUUAUAACGGCUGUUACUAUAAUUGCGUUACCAAUAAGUUAUUGUUAACACAUCUGAAGACACAUUCAACAGUAGGAAUAGUUGAAGUGAACAGAUGUCUUGUCAGUGACUGUCAGAUGACAUUCUUGACGAAGAGUGAGUUGAAUGUCCACCGCUUGACACACGGGUCCGGACCGGCCAUCGAGUGUGGGAUCAAAGGCUGUAAUGAAAUAUUUUAUACGUUUUCCCAACGCCUGAGACAUCGGGUGUCGGUUCACAACCGACGGACGUAUAGCUAUCGCAGAGGAAAACAAUGGUUUGAAUAUAAGGAGAAAACAGAGACACAAGAAGUGAUGCAAACAGUGGAUGACAACAACGAAGGAGUAAAUGAAGACAUGUUUGACAAUAACAGCAAACGCGUGGAAACCAGACUUAUUGCCGGCAAACCCCAGAGCCUGGCGUUGAAGUGUGGGGUCACUGACUGUCAGAUGACAUUUGCAUCAAAAGAGGAUUUGUAUAAACAUUUAGAUAAACACAUGAAUGAUCUCGAGUUGGGAUCAGUUGUCUGUGAAGAACUUGAAAAUAAUUGUGUGGAACCAAUGAAUACAGAAAUGGAAACACUAUUUAACGGCACUUCAAAGUUAUCGACAUCUCAAUCAUCACAACAAUUGGUGGUAAACAAAGAUAUGAGUGGAAAGAGUAGUGAAGAAUCUAAUGAACAGCCAAUGAGAGCAACACAUGAAGUGAUGCCAAGAAUAUAUGACACCAUUAAAGGUUUGGAUGGCGUGUCUCUGUUUAGAUAUCUUCAUAUAUUUGAUCCGACCAUUGAGUGCGGAUACGAGGGAUGUAUUGAUAUGUUUCACACGAGAAACCAAUUAAACAAACAUUGGCUGAAGACUCAUAGCCUGAAUACGAUUGUCUGUAAGGAUCAAAGUCUGGAGUUGGGAUCAGUUAGUAAAGAAGAACACGAAGAUAAUUGUGUGGAACCGUUGAAGACAAAGACAACUAAUAUGUCUGAAUUAUUGCCACCGAAUACGUCAUCGAUAUCUCAAUCAGCAGAAGAGACUGUUCUUCCAGUGAUGUUAGACGAAGACAUGAGUGGAAACAAUGUCAAACAAGAACCCGAAGAUAAAUGUGUGGAACCGAAGAAUACAGAAAUGCAGACACAAGUGAACAACACUUCAAAGCCAUUGACAUCUCAAUCAUCACAAGAGAUGGUAAACAAAGAUAUGAAUGGGAAGAGUAGUGAAGACUCGGUGGAAAUGCCAUCAAAACAAUUGAUAUUUAAAAGCAAACAAAAGUGUUGUCUGAAUGACAGUAAAGUGUUGACCAAAAGCGAGACAUUUAUCCGACACUUAAACCAUAAAACAGAGAAACAGAUUCAUUGUCUACACAAUGGGUGUCAAUACAAAAGCAUUUCUAACAAUGAUUUCAUACAACACUUGAAGACACACUCAGCCGAUGACUGCGAGACACCGCGACGCUGCCAAUGGCCCGGAUGUCAGUAUAUGGGUUCACAACUGAAUAGACAUAAACUGAUUCACAACAAAGUGAGGCCACACGCGUGCCAUUGGCCACAAUGUGGCAAACGGUUUAACACUAAAAGUGGUCUCAAACUUCACACAAAUAUACACAACAAUAUUAAGCCAUUUGCGUGCGAUUUACCCGAUUGUGGCCAACGGUUUGUCACUAAAUUUCAACUCAAUCUUCACACUAAUAAGCACAACAACUUCCGGCCAAUUGCCUGCGAUUGGCCCGAAUGUGGCAAACGGUUUACCACUAAAGAUUUGCUUAAAUAUCACGUGAAUAUUCAUAAUAACGUUAAGCCAUACGCGUGUGAUUGGCCCGCGUGUGAGUAUCGGACCGCUUAUCAGCCGAGUGUUUGGUCACAUAAAAUACAAACCCACAAAAUGUACCCAACAAUGCACAACGGGGUGGCCAACGGGACGAUACAAUACCCGUGCGAUUGGCCUGAAUGUGGUCAACAGUUUACUAAUAAGCAAACACUCAAAUAUCAUAUUAAUGUCCACCAAAAUGUUAAGCCUUAUGCUUGCGAUUGGCCGGAAUGUGAGUACAGGUCAGCCAAUCCGGGCAGUCUUUAUACCCAUAUAAAGUAUGUCCACAAAAAGCAUGUGCACACCGGCGGCGGCGCCCAUAAAAAUAAAAAACUGUUCGCGUGUUUAUUCCCCGAAUGUGGCAAACGGUUUGCCUCUAAACCGACGCUCACUGACCACAUGAAUGUCCACAACAACGUCAAGCCGUAUGCCUGCGAUUGGCCUGAAUGUGAGUUUAGGACACACUAUGCGCCUAAUGUUCGGCUCCAUAAAAAACAUGUCCACAAAAUAUAA